This is a messenger RNA of Anoplopoma fimbria (sablefish), 1740 nucleotides long. RefSeq names its product UAP56-interacting factor-like. Gene Ontology annotation, molecular function: mRNA binding. The transcript has 9 exons. Gene Ontology annotation, biological process: mRNA export from nucleus. The record is from RefSeq and is a predicted model, not a curated record. Lineage: Eukaryota; Metazoa; Chordata; Actinopteri; Perciformes; Anoplopomatidae. Bases 95 to 1021 code for a protein of 308 amino acids.
GUGUGCGUGCGUGUGCGUGUGAGUGUGUGUGUUAAGGGACGAGCAAUUAGCACGGCUGUGAACUAGUGUUGCAUGUUUGUCGUGGGUUUAAAGUAUGAACAGAGGCGAUACAGCAGCAGCAGCUCGGGGGAGGAGACCAGUGGUUCCCGACAGAGUGGACAUGUCAUUAGAUGACAUCAUUCGGUUGAACAAAAAAGAGCAACAGUUCAAAAGGAGGCAGGCCCCUGUGAACCGACGACCGGUCAGGAAGACAGGUCGGGUCCCCCAAGGAAAGGGACCAGCCCAGAGAGGAGGAGGAGCACCUAAAUUAAGAAACAGAAGAGUCCCCCCCCCACCUGGGCGACGACGGGGUCAAGGGGUCAUCACAGGACUGGCAGCCAGGCGGCCAGCUGCCCUGCUGAAACGACUGGGCACAAUUAACAGAGCAGCAGUCAACCAGAAAACAAGACAGAAAACAAAGCCUUUCAUUCAACGCACUGAAGCCCCGUACAGGAAGCCAGAGGUACAGAGGCGGCCGUACAGGCAGCCAGAUCCUCCGAGAGGUCAGAAUGCAACAUCGGUCAGGAGGCCAUUUCAGCUGCGACGACGACCACUGCCGCCUGUCCAGCAGACCCAGAGGGAAGCACGCCAGGCCACAUUUCUAUUUCACAGGGGACUCAAGGUACAGGCCCAGGUUCAAAAGACAAAUCCUCACAGUCCUCCGGUCAGAACUCGGCAGUGGCGCACAUCGACAACCAGCAAUGGAAUCUUGACCGUUUCAAUUGACAACCCGACAGCCAGGACUCAGCCCGAGCCCCCCUCUGCUUGGACCCUGCAUCCCCCUGCUGCCAUCUCUGCUCCGGUGAAGAUGGAAACGGUGGAGAAGAAAAUACCAAAAGGAGUGCCUCUGCAAUUUGACAUCAACAGUGUUGGGAAACCGCAAACAUCACUCACCUUGAAUGAGAGGUUCCGCAUCCUAAAAGAUCAGCGCACCACCACAGCACAAAGUAGCAAAGGCAGCCGGUUUGUUACCGUCGGUUAGCCGGCGAGACAACCGCUGCCUGAGUGUUACUCAGAAGCCUGUUUGAUCCUGCUCAGACACACACACACACACACACACACACACACACACACUCACACAGUGAACCCCACCUCUCUGAUGGAUGGGAUGUGCUGACCCACUGACUGACUUUACUAAUGGGAGGGAGGAGAACAGUGGGACACGAGUACAACAUGCACAACUGUGAGAAGUGUGUAAAUGGAAGACUUUGUUAUGAAUGAGUCCCUGUUCAUUUUACCAUGUUAUCGUACUCCACUGUUUGUAUUGUGGAUGUCCUAUACUGGGAAGGAGGGAGAGCUCCCCCCCCACCACCACCUUUGAACUUGGAACUGUUGGCGCAUCAUGAAGACUGCUUGGAAGUAUUUCUUUUCAGAGAGGACCGCUAUGCAUUUGUUAGGUUGGCACGUAUGUUCUGAAAUCUCUUUAGAAUUGUUUUGUAAUGUUUCUUCAAUAAAUGAGUUUCUCUUAAAAGAUUUGUAGAACUUUAAAGCUUCAGUUUUUAGCACACUGACACCCAAAAGCUCCACCCUCUGCUGUAAUCCUACAGUGCCAUCUGGCUGUCAAACAUACACCAACCACCGGCCUCCCGUUUCUUUGUAAACUACUUAAAAGUAUCCAGAAAGUUCACGAACACAUUCUCUGCAUCAUUAGUGUAUCCUGAUGUAGGUUGUCUAGUUUAUGAAUGGUUGUAAGGUUACAGA